Molecule: messenger RNA, 708 nt
Organism: Cotesia congregata
Lineage: Eukaryota; Metazoa; Arthropoda; Insecta; Hymenoptera; Braconidae
Source: the annotation of a GenBank genome assembly
GUAAGAAUGAACUUCAUAAAAAACAUCAUCUUCAUUUCUACAAUUGCUGUUGUGGUAUCAGUCGCUGAAAGUUCAAAAAAUGAUGUUUCCCAUAUCUUUGUACAACGAUUAAAACCAUACAUUUGUUAUAAAAAUGAAGUGUGCGAUUUGUCAACCAUCGAUUCUUGGUACAUUGAAGAAUUCAAAUACUGGGUCCAAAACAAAACCUAUUUAUGCCGCAACAACUAUGAUCAAUUUCAUAAAGACAUAUCACCAAUUAGUGAAACAUUGACGAAAAAAUGGGGUCUUGAAGGCUAUACACGACCUGGACCUAUUGAAAAUUUGCACUUAAAAUGGAGAAACGAUGGAAUUUGUGCCGAUGAAUUGGAAUAUUUCCACAAGUCUCUUGAGUUGUUUGAUAAGUAUAACAUGAAUCAAAUUUUGCGUGAAAAUAACAUUUUGCCCAAUAAUAAUUACACUGCUCAAGCAAUAUCUGACGCUGUUUCAAAGGGUAUAGGAAACAAAAAACCAAAAGUUGAAUGUUUUGAUAAUAAUGGGGAUAUACAAUUACAAAAGAUUACACUUUACUUCAAUAAAUUUUUUGAACCGAUAGAUAGUGUUAGAAGUUUUGCGAACUGUGAGCCAGAUGCAAUUUUACUUUACCGUGACCACACAAAGAAGGAAUAUGAAUAUUCAUCAAGUGCAUUUCAUUCACAUAUUUCUACUUGA